Molecule: messenger RNA, 828 nt
Organism: Rotaria sp. Silwood2
Lineage: Eukaryota; Metazoa; Rotifera; Eurotatoria; Philodinida; Philodinidae
Source: the annotation of a GenBank genome assembly
AUGAAUCGAUCGAAUAUUAGAACAGUUAAUGGUGCUAAGCAUAAUGGUCAUCUUGAACAUCGUUAUAAACACGUACAAAAUCGAGCAGCUGCAGUUAUUGAUGCAUGGAAUGAACUCGAAGACGAAGAAUCAAUAGAUCUUAUUGCUCAUCUGCAUCGUAUUUCAAUUGAUCAAAUAAAAAACGACUUGUUAGGUGAACCAUUAGAUAUUAAAAGACGAUUUGGUAUUGCAUCAACUGAUAAAUUAGAACAAACUUUAAGAAAAUGUUUAAAGGAAAUAAAUGAAGGAGUAAAUCAUGCAUUAGUAGCUGUUGCAAAUCAUGUACCAUUUAGACUUUUAUGUUCUGUUCAAAACAAUGGUAAUAUAAGAGAAAUAGCAACAAUAUUUUUGAGUGAUGUAAGGAAAAAGUUUAAAAAAAUUGAUUCAGAAACAACUGCUGUACAUACUGAUAAACCUGUAGAAAAAAGUACAACACUAAAAUUAUUGAAUAAAUCACCAUUUCGUUCAAUUGAAAAUCAGCCAAUCAUCGCUACUUCACCUGAACGAAAAGAACAAUGUAACAAUAUUUUUUUUAUUUUUUCUUGCUGCCAUGUUAGUUGUUCUCUAGCAUCAUCCACAAGACCAUAUCAUACAAGUCAUGCAUUUUCACAAUCUGAUUUAAAAAUGAGGUGGAUAAUGUUAAAUGGUCCUGGUUGUGGUUUGAACAAUCAUGAUGAAUUCGGAAAAUCAAAAAAUAUUUGUUAUAUUAAUGCAAUUAUUCAAUGUUUAGCCAAUAUGGCUCCAUUUGUUCAGUGGUUGUUAGAGAAUUCAAUUCCUAAUCAUUGUUAG